AUGCAGCCACCCUUUGGGAGCCCACCUUCCCUGCAGGCUCCUCCUGCCCGGGAUCCAGUUACUAAACUGCAAAUCCUCCUUGGAAAUCUGCUGAAGCAUUUUACGGAAGUUGUGGCUCAUUUAUCUGAAGUGGCCCCACCUUUGUCCAUCUCAGGCACUAUGGAGGAUGAGGGGGCUGAAGAAAUACUUGAAACUCCCAGUUCAGCUAUCAAAGGCGCCUUGACCAGAGAACAACUAAAUGAUUUCGUUCUCGGUUGUUCCCAUGGUGUUGGAAGCCUAGUACACCUCAUAGAAGAGGAGAUGGAGAAGCUUCCCGAAGGCAUUCAGACGCAUGAGGAGAUACAGGACGAGUUACGGUACUUGGAACGAGAGAACGAAAUCGCUGCAGCAGAACUGAAGCAUCUGGUAGCUUCCGUCAGGCAUUUUCGGGACGCAGUGCGGCACGCAUAUAGAGAAGCUGCUACAGAAGGCACUAGUAUAUCUAUAGACUGA
This is a messenger RNA of Cyclospora cayetanensis, 492 nucleotides long. RefSeq lists its product as uncharacterized. The coding region runs from base 1 to 492 and encodes 163 amino acids. The transcript is spliced from 3 exons. Gene Ontology annotation, cellular component: mediator complex. The record is from RefSeq and is a predicted model, not a curated record. NCBI's taxonomy places the organism in Eukaryota, Apicomplexa, Conoidasida, Eucoccidiorida, Eimeriidae.